Acinonyx jubatus (cheetah) is the source of this 4198-nucleotide messenger RNA. RefSeq names its product netrin G2 (gene NTNG2). Bases 1506 to 3485 code for a protein of 659 amino acids. The record is from RefSeq and is a predicted model, not a curated record. NCBI's taxonomy places the organism in Eukaryota, Metazoa, Chordata, Mammalia, Carnivora, Felidae. The transcript is spliced from 13 exons.
AGCUCACAGUUCCCCCUAUAAUACCAGCAACGCUCAGUUGAUUGACUGGUUGUAAACACAUUUGUUACCCCACCCCCAGCAGAUUUGGUUGUCCUUGGCUCUCCACCAGCACCCCACUUUGCAGGGAACGCGCCGCGCUUAAACCAGCCGAACUGCCAAGCGGUGAAUAGAUUUUCGAGGGGCUCCGAGCUUCCCUCUCCGUGGCCUCCCGGCCUCCCGGGCCUCGCUGCCUCCCCGCGCAGCCCGAGCCCUGCGCCGCCGCCGCCGCUGGCCCUGCAGAUCAAGGAAGCCCGCAGCCAGCGCCCCCGAGGGGGUGUCGCCGGCCGCCGGGAGCUCCCUACCUGUUUAGUGAACAGUUGGGAGUCCGCGGCUGGAAGAAUUAAUUAGGGACGUGCUGUUUUCUGGGCAGCACGAAGCUUGGGUAGAGGCAUCCAAACCUUUGCCGGCCGCGCUAUUUUAUUUUUACUACAUUUUCUCAGGUUGUAAAAAUAGUCGCCAGGCGGGUUCUUUCUGAGAGUUUCUAGCAAGGAGCGCAUUCAAGGCCAGGCAGGCUCUAUAACAGGUUUCUCUUUAAACAGCCAGAGGUGAGCGGUGAGAACGUGGUCCCCCUGGGCUCCUUAUUCAUCUCCAUCAAGAGCCCUUCAGCCAGAGACAGGGGCAGGGGCCGCCUUAAUGCAGAUUUAUGAGUCCCCCCCCCCCCCACCAGGAGCGUGGGGACACUGGCUGGGGGCUUCUGCCGGGAGCCCAGGUGAGCCACCAGCCCUCUCUGGACAAUGUCCACUUCCCCGGUUUGUCAUUUCUGGCAGGUGUGUGUUUGUGUCUAGGCCGAGGACGGGGUUUCAUGGAAAAGUGAUUAACUCUUCAGAGACCUUCCGUGAGGAUGUCAGGUGUUGUUGCUAAUGAGCUCUCUCUCCUCCCCUCUUAACAAUGAAAGACAAGCCAGCCCCGGGUACCUGGAUGCAUUGAGAGCGGGAGUGUGAGAAACUUCAUAAUAAGUUGCCGAUGGCUACCAGCCAAGGCCGGAGGGUUGUUUUGCGGUUGUGCUGAGCCCAUCACACAUUAAGGGUCCUUUGAAGAACCUGGAUUGAUUGGAGGGACAAAAAUUAGAAGCAAUCUGAUCCCGCCUCGUGCCGGAUCCCCGCGGAUUUGCUCCUUAUCCCAUUUCCAUCCGCUGUCACAAUUUGAGAGCCUGCCUGAUUUGAUCAGAUUCACCUCCGGGAGAGGUGUAAUGCCAAGGUUAGGAGGACGCCAAGUUAUGGGCAACUUUUUGAUCUGCCCAUCAGCAGUCUGAGAAACGCCGGCUCUGGGUUUUCCGCAUCGGCCUUCGGGAAGAAACAGGUUCCUCGCCCUUUGCGACCCGGCAGUCGGUGCUCGAGUCCCCGGGUCAUCCAGCCACCACUGCCUGGCAGAUGUGGCCCUUCCAUGCUGAGGCCGAGAGUCCCGCCUGACCCAGUCGCUGCCUCUCCAGCGCCCGUCCGGGCCACGCCCCUGCGGACUGCUCAGCCAUGCUGCCCCUGCUGGCUCUGUUCCUGCACUGCCUCCCACUGGCCUCUGGGGACUACGACAUCUGCAAAUCCUGGGUGACCACGGAUGAGGGCCCCACCUGGGAGUUCUAUGCCUGCCAGCCCAAGGUGAUGCGGCUAAAGGACUACGUCAAGGUGAAGGUGGAACCCUCAGGCAUCACGUGUGGAGACCCCCCUGAGAGAUUCUGCUCCCACGAGAACCCCUACCUGUGCAGCAACGAGUGUGAUGCGUCCAACCCAGACCUGGCCCACCCGCCCCGGCUCAUGUUCGACAGGGAGGACGAGGGCCUGGCCACGUACUGGCAGAGCGUCCCCUGGAGCCGCUACCCAAGCCCCCUGGAGGCCAACAUCACCCUCUCGUGGAACAAGAGCGUGGAGCUGACGGACGACGUGGUGGUGACCUUCGAGUACGGCCGGCCCACGGCCAUGGUCCUCGAGAAGUCCCUGGACAACGGGCGCACGUGGCACCCCUACCAGUUCUACGCCGAGGACUGCACGGAGGCCUUCGGCAUGGCCCCCCGCCGGGCCCGCGACCUGCCGGCGUCGGGCGCCCACCGCGUGCUGUGCACCGAGGAGUACUCGCGCUGGGCGGGCUCCAAGAAGGAGAAGCACGUGCGCUUCGAGGUACGGGACCGCCUGGCCAUCUUCGCCGGCCCCGACAUGCGCAACAUGGGCAACCUCUACACGCGCCUGGAGAGCGCCAAGGGCCUCAAGGACUUCUUCACCCUCACGGACCUGCGCAUGAGGCUGCUGCGCCCGGCGCUGGGGGGCACCUAUGUGCAGCGGGAGAACCUCUACAAGUACUUCUAUGCUAUCUCCAACAUCGAGGUCAUUGGCAGGUGCAAGUGCAACCUGCACGCCAGCCUGUGCUCCGUGCGCGAGGGCAGCCUGCAGUGUGAGUGUGAACACAACACCACGGGCCCCGACUGCGGCAAGUGCAAGAGGAACUUCCGCACGCGGUCCUGGCGCGCUGGCUCCUACCUGCCGCUGCCCCACGGCUCUCCCAACGCGUGUGCCGCCGCAGGCUCUGCUGUUGGCAGCAUCGGUAGGCCCCGGAAGGACCCCAUCCCCAAAGCCCCUGUGGCCACCGUGGCCAUGAGAGGGGCCCCCAGCACUCUUGCCCUCUCCACAUCCGCUGCGCGGGGCCCCGGGGCCCCCAGCACCCCACAGCCCACAGAGUGGAUCAGGCCAUCUACAGCUGCCCCCCUCGGGGAGAGCUCCCCCGGGCCCCAGAUGCCCUCCAGUGCAGAAGUUGUGGGCACCUUUGCUGCUGCCCCCGCCCCUGCCCCGGCCUCCAGACCUUUCCAGCUCAAGCCCAAAUCUGCUGAAGUGGUGCCCAUUGAAGAAUUCCAAGGGGGCUGUGCGAGAGGAGGCCCUCUGUCGCCAAUCACGUUUGCAGAACAGCUCAGGCUAAUAAUAAAAGACUGUGAGUGUUACGGCCACUCCAACCGCUGCAGCUACAUCGACUUCCUGAACGUGGUGACGUGUGUCAGCUGCAAACACAACACGCGAGGCCAGCACUGCCAGCACUGCCGUCUGGGCUACUAUCGCAACGGCUCCGCCGAGCUGGACGACGAGAACGUGUGCAUCGAGUGUAACUGCAACCAGAUCGGCUCCGUGCACGACCGGUGCAACGAGACCGGCUUCUGCGAGUGCCGCGAGGGCGCAGCGGGACCCAAGUGCGACGACUGCCUCCCGACGCACUAUUGGCGCCAGGGCUGCUACCCCAACGUGUGUGACGAUGACCAGCUGCUCUGCCAGAACGGCGGCACCUGCCUGCAGAACCAGCGCUGCGCCUGCCCGCGCGGCUACACCGGCGUGCGCUGCGAGCAGCCCCGCUGCGACCCCGCCGCGGAGGACGGCGGCCUGGACUGCGACCGCGCGCCCGGGACCGCCCCGCGCCCCGCCACCCUGCUCGGCUGCCUGCUGCUGCUGGGGCUGGCCGCCCGCCUGGGCUGCUGAGCCCGGCCCGGAGGGGACCCUGCGCCCGGGGGGCGGCCCUGGGGGCUCGAGGGCCCGGGGGCCGGCGCCCGAGGCCGGGCGGCGAGAAGGGUGCGGCCCGAGCUGCUCCCAGGUGCUACACAGCAGAGCCCUCCCGCCUCCUCCCGCCGCGGUCAGUGGCACCUGCCCCCGCCCCGGCACUGCCCUCCGCCGCCGCAGGGGGCGCUGUGGGGGCUCUGGCCCCAGCCGCCUGCGAUUUGGGUCUUAGGUUUUCUUUUGUAUCACCCGCCGCCCUCCACCCCCUUUUUUUUUUUUCUUUUUUGCUGGUGGUGAGACAGCGGGUGGGGAGAAAUUCUCACCUCAACACCUCCAGGUCUGCCUCCCAACACACACACACACACACACACACACACACACACACAUAUGCGACUGUUGCAGACACCCCCUGCGCCUGUCCCUGGCUUACCAUAGGCCAGCGGACCCCGAACUCCUGUUGCCUACAACUCUUCUUUCUUUGUUUUCCUUUGCAACCCACCAGACUCCGUGAGGCCUGGUGACCAAGGAACUCACCGUCUGGGGGAGGGAGUUAGGAAGGAGGGUUGGGAAGGCUGGAAACUUGGUUUUGUAGAGAACUAUUUUUGUUUGUAUUCACCGGCCCCUCUAAGGGGGACACGAGCCGGAACAGGUGGUUGAUGGUGUAUAAUCCGCCAGAGUAAAGAGUCUGCUCACUGCUG